Mytilus trossulus (common blue mussel) is the source of this 1067-nucleotide messenger RNA. Its product is annotated as salivary glue protein Sgs-3-like. The coding region runs from base 1 to 1026 and encodes 341 amino acids. NCBI's taxonomy places the organism in Eukaryota, Metazoa, Mollusca, Bivalvia, Mytilida, Mytilidae. The record is from RefSeq and is a predicted model, not a curated record. The transcript is spliced from 7 exons.
AUGACCCCAUAUAGAGUACAUCAUAUCGUUUACAAAGAGAAGAUUUUUGGAUUAGAGAGUUGGGAACAGCCAUUCCCUAUGGAUGCAAUGACAAAAUUAAUGUAUCCAGCUGGUCAUAUUAUUACUGGUGACCUUGGUAUUGUUACCAAUGAACAACUAAGAGAGUUGCUAACCAAGGGACCAAAGUAUAGAAUCCCCCAGCCCAACAACUGGAAAAAGAAUUUCAAGUUACUGAUGGAUGCAGUUGAGGACUAUGCAACACAAUCCUGUCAAACGUAUAAAGAUGUUGAUGGCGCAGGUUGUACAUGUGAUAAUACUAAUUGUUCAAUAAAUAUAUUGAAUGAAUUUUCCCUUCAUCACCUAGAAACAACCACAACAACUUCUACAACAACUCAAAGUAUAACUCAAAGCACAACUCCUACCACUGCUGCCACCACUCCUACCACGAAAACUCCUACCACAACUCCUUCCACUACAACUACAACAAAAUCUCCUACUACUACAACUGCUACUACAACCACAACUCCUACCACAACUCCUACCACAACAAUUCCCACCACAACAACUCCCACCACAACAACUGUUACUACAACUACAGCUCCUACGACAACUCCUACCACAGCAGUUCCCACCGCAACAACUCCUACAACGACAACUCCUACCGCAACUACCACAGCGACAGGUCCAAGGACUUGUCAUAUAUGUGGAGAUACGUCGUUACCAGUUCCAUGCAGCAGUAGACAAAUUGGAAGAGAUUUAUCACAUACCUGUAAUACUGGAGAAAAUUACUGCAUGACAGAUAUCGUCCAAGACGACCAAGGCAAUGUUGAUGUUUUCAAAAGAUGCGUGGAUUUAGCUACAUGUGAAAAGAAAUGGAUUACAGAGUCGGCAGAUCUCGAUUAUUGUAAACGAUAUGGAGUAGUGAAAAAUCCGUAUGCCUUUUCUUGUCAUUUCUGUUGUACCGAGGAUAAAUGCAAUUCUAUGUUAGUUCCGAAUACAACCACGUGGUAUACUAAGACCAAUUAAGUAUUCGUGUUGUCAAAACGGCUAUAAAAAGUUUAAAACGA